Messenger RNA from Ectocarpus sp. CCAP 1310/34, 186 nucleotides. NCBI's taxonomy places the organism in Eukaryota, Phaeophyceae, Ectocarpales, Ectocarpaceae. The record is from the annotation of a GenBank genome assembly.
CGAGUGGAGCAGCAGCGACACGGGAGGCAGCUGGAGUGAAGGAGAAGACGAUGAGGGUGUCCCAGAAAGGAGGUCUGGCAAGGCUGGGACUCCGAUGCCAAGAAUGGUGUCGUGGGGGCUGAACUCUAGGAGCCAACCCAGCGCGAGGAAGGCUCUCGGCAGCAACAAAAAGACGCACACCAUAGU